Trichoderma virens Gv29-8 is the source of this 1149-nucleotide messenger RNA. RefSeq lists its product as uncharacterized. The record is from RefSeq and is a predicted model, not a curated record. Bases 1 to 1125 code for a protein of 374 amino acids. Lineage: Eukaryota; Fungi; Ascomycota; Sordariomycetes; Hypocreales; Hypocreaceae. The transcript has 7 exons.
AUGAUCGAUUUUGGCAUCGACGCGCCGUUCGGCAAGCGCGAUGCCAUCGAUGAUGGGGAUCCGAAUCCCCGCGGCGAGAGUCUCGCUCAUCUGUCCAUCAUCUUCGUGUGCCUAGCUGGCUUCUUUGUCAUCCUGCGGCUGUUUACGAGAUACUUUCACACAAAAGCCUUUGGAGCCGACGAUGCCUUGAUUGUGGCGGCGCUGGCUCUCGCUUGUUGCAUGACAGCCGCUUACAACGGAGAAGCUGGAAAUGGGUUUGGACUUCACAGUACCCAGAUCGAUGCGCAUCACAAGAUCCUAGCCUUCAAGUGGUUCUUUGCCGCUCAGAUCCUAUACAAGGUCACGACAUGCCUCACAAAGAUGUCCCUGGGCAUGCUGUAUCUACGCAUCUUCCCGGACCGCAAGUUUCGCAUCGCCGUCGUCAGCGUCAUGGCGGUAACCGCCGCUUACACGCUGGCCGCAGUGCUGUUGACAAUCUUUGCCUGCAAGCCCAUCGAAAAGUCCUGGAAUAAGACCUUGCCUGGCGUUUGCGUCAACUCGAUUAGCAUCUGGUACUCAACAUCCGUCUUGAACAUUAUCACGGACAUUUUGAUCAUCGGACUGCCAAUCAACGAGAUUCGACGACUCCAACUGCCGCUGGUGAAGAAGUUGCUGCUUUGCGCACUCUUUAGUCUCGGUAUUUUCGUUAUUGCUUGUACCGUUAUACGAAUGAUUACUGUGUCACCACAGACGACAGCUUCGGAUCAGACUUAUUAUCAAGCCGUAUCCAACAGCUGGACGUUUGUCGAGACCAAUGUCGGGAUUAUUUGCGCUUGUCUACCGAUUGUCUGGGUACCUCUCACAAGGCAGGUGCUUCGAUGGCUAGGACUCGGAGGAGAGGAAACAACUGUCACGAGCAAGUCCGGCCAGGUCUAUGCCCUCGGAUCACACAACCAUGUCAGCAGCGCUCGAGCGCGCACCAGUCGUCGUGACGCCGAGGGUGAUAGCGUGGAGGAGCUCAUGUUUGACGGAAUCAAGAUGACGAGGAGGUUUAGUGCUCAUGUAACGGAGGAAGAUCAGAAUGCGAAACCAGCAACUCCAGCCGACGAUCGGCCUUGGGAAAAGAUCCCCAAGCCGCGCUCAUAAUAUAACUACUUGUAGUGUUUUCUU